Messenger RNA from Meloidogyne enterolobii, 868 nucleotides. Lineage: Eukaryota; Metazoa; Nematoda; Chromadorea; Rhabditida; Meloidogynidae. The record is from the annotation of a GenBank genome assembly.
GACAAUGGGCAAUAAUCAAGGGGGAUUACACAAAAGAGAGCGUGCUUCGGAUUCUCAACGCCGUCCAAUUCCAUCAACACCGACCUCAACCGUUCCAUCUUCUGGUCAUCAUGCAUUGCAAAGUCAGUCAUCGACUGGUGAUGAUGGUUGUCCUGUUCAAAUGAAAAUAGCUAAAGCAGAGUUGGCUGAUGCUUUGGAGCAUUUAUCGGCAAAUGAAUGCCCUGUUGUUUUUAAAUGGACUUCUCAAUCACAAAAUGCGAAACAUGUUUACUUAACGGGUUCUUGGGACAAUUGGAAAAGAAAAAUUCCACUCGUCAAAUCUACCAACGAUUUCACUACCAUAAUUGAUCUCUGUCCAGGUCGUUAUGAAUAUAAAUUUUUGGUUGACGGUCGUUGGAUGGUUGAUGAUUCUGGUGUUAAAACUGACAAUCCAAUGGGUAGUCAGAAUAAUGUUAUCUCAAUUGACGAACAGGAUUUUGCUGUUUUUGAUGCUUUGGACAAAGACUUACAAGCUAGCAAUGCUGGAGAAGCGAUGCGAAUGAUGAAUACAACUGGAGCUGCACAGCCAACGCAUGACACUCCAAAUGAUCGAGAAUUGGAAAGGUUGCGGGAAUUUACUCAACAACUUCCGGAUAGGCGUGAUUUUGAGAAAGCUUCGAAUCCUCCAAUUUUGCCACCUCAUCUUUUGCAAGUUAUUCUGAACAAAGACACUCCUGUACAAUGCGAUCCAAAUGUUCUGCCUGAACCAAAUCAUGUAAUGCUCAAUCAUCUUUACGCACUUUCCAUUAAGGAUGGCGUUAUGGUAUUGAGUGCAACUCAUCGACAUCGAAAGAAAUAUGUGACAACACUACUUUAUAAACCUAUUUAA